CCUGGUGGACUGGUGGAGCCCUGUGUACACCUGGGGCAGAGCCUGCAGAAGAGGAAGCUGGCCCUGAUCGGGCUGCCCGGCUUCCCACUCCAGAGCCCAAGCCGUCUCAGCUGCUCUCGACUGCCUCUCCCGCUUUGUCUUCCAGUGGAGCGUGACCAUGCCCUGGGCCACCAGGAGCCCCACUGGAAGGAGUUCCGCUUCGAUCUGACACAGAUCCCGGCCAGGGAGGCCGUCACCGCUGCCGAGUUCCGGAUUUAUAAGGUGCCCAGCACCCACUUGCUCAACACGACUCUGCACGUCAGCGUGUUCCAGGUGGUCCAGGAGCACUCCAACAGCAGCUACAUCAGCCCCAACACGACGGUUCAUCUGCACAGUGAGAACGGGAUCCUGGGCUUGGGCCCCUUUCCCUUAGAAGACCAGGUGGACGCGGCCGUCAUCAACGCGGGCAAGCGGACGGUCACCGUGCUUCCCAGGGCCUCUUUCUUUGUCAGCGAUGACUCCUUCGCUAUGAUCCGCGGGGGCCACAUCCAGCUGACCAUGCUGGGCGCCAUGCAGGUUUCCAAACACGGAGACCUGGCCAACUGGAUGAUACCCGGAAAGAAGGUGAAAGGGAUGGGCGGAGCCAUGGAUCUGGGGUCCAGUGCCAACACCAGAGUGGUGGUCACCAUGGAGCACUGCGCGAAGGCAAAGGCCCCCAAAAUCUUGGAGAAGUGCACCAUGCCGCUGACCGGGAAGGGCUGCGUGGACCGGCUGGCGGGCCGACCGCGCGGGCGACGUGGUCUUCGCGGGAGCGCCAGGAACUUCAACGUGCCCAUGUGCAAGGCAGCCGACGUCUCGGUGGUGGAGGUGGAAGAGAUCGUGGACGUGGGCACGUUCCGCCCCGAGGACAUCCACGUGCCCAACAUUUACGUCAGUCGCGUGAUACAGGGGCCCAAACUCCUUCGCUAUGAUCCGCGGGGGCCACAUCCAGCUGACCAUGCUGGGCGCCAUGCAGGUUUCCAAACACGGAGACCUGGCCAACUGGAUGAUACCCGGAAAGAAGGUGAAAGGGAUGGGCGGAGCCAUGGAUCUGGGGUCCAGUGCCAACCCCAGAGUGGAGGUCACCAUGGAGCACUGCGCGAAGGCAAAGGCCCCCAAAAUCUUGGAGAAGUGCACCAUGCCGCUGACCGGGAAGGGCUGCGUGGACCGCGUCAUCACCGAGAAGGCCGUGUUCGAUGUGCACCCGAACAGAGGGCUGACGCUGGUGGAGCUCUGGCAGGGUUCGACAGUGGACGAGGUCAAGACGAGCACGGGCUGUGCCUUUGCCGUGUCCCCGAACGUCAGACCCAUGCAGCAGGGCACAGCGUGGACCCUGGCCUGGCCGGUCUGCUGGGGCGACAGGCAGCACGCGCCAGACAGCCUUUCAUGGUCACCUUCUUCAGCGCCAGCCCGAGUUCCAUCCGUGCCCCUCGUGCAGCGCGGCCCCUAAAGAGGAGGCAGCCGAAGAAAACCAACGAGCUGCCGCACGCAAACAAACUGCCAGGCAUCUUUGAUGUCGUCCACGGCUCCCACGGCCGACAGGUUUGUCGGCGGCACGAGCUCUACGUCAGCUUCCAGGACCUGGGCUGGCUGGAUUGGGUCAUCGCCCCCCAAGGCUACUCGGCCUACUACUGUGAGGGAGAGUGCUCCUUCCCGCUGGACUCCUGCAUGAACGCCACCAACCAUGCCAUCCUGCAGUCCCUGGUGCACCUGAUGAAGCCAGAUGCAGUUCCCAAGGCGUGCUGUGCACCCACCAAGCUGAGUGCCACCUCUGUGCUCUACUAUGACAGCAGCAACAACGUCAUCCUGCGUAAACACCGGAACAUGGUGGUCAAGGCCUGUGGCUGCCACUGAGGCCCCGCUCACCUGCUCCGCUGCAGCCGUCCCUCUCCGGAUCCGGACCCUCUGUAGAGGCAGGAAAUCCUCAAUCCUGAGAUGCUGUCACAUCUCAGACAGGAGUAGUUGGACCCUCACUUCCCAGUCACUUCCUGUCAGGCUUCGGGUCCUCUCCUGGCCCCUUCCCCCUCCCCGUGGGGCUGUGCACAGCUGUCCUGACUGCACUGUCCGGAGUCUGCACUGAAGUCCUACCUUAGGCCCUCCUAUGCCUUCUCGGCCCAGACUGGGGCCAAUCCUGCCAGGUCUGAGAGCUGCUAGAGCCCUAGGCUGCCUUUCCCCACAGGGUUUGAGUGUGGGCGGGAUGGCUCUGCUCUUUCCUAGUGCAGCACAUGGACACUUCCGGGGCAUAGUUAGAUCUGCGCGUGGCCUCAGUACAGUGUGUUUUUAGAUUCCUCUACUUUGGGCCAUGGGCACAUUUAGCUUAUCAGAAAGAGAAGCUGGCUGGGCCCCACGACUGAUGGUGAAGCAUGGGGAACCGAGACAGCACAUGUCUUCCUUUGCUUUGCCCUUCCGCCUGGGGAAGAGCAGGACUCCUAGAGCAGCAAAGGACCUUGGGUUCUCUACCACAUCGAUCCAUUUGGAGAUGAGCACUGACAGAGUUACCUCUGGGCAGAGGCAAGGGCACUGACUGCAGUGGCGGCCCAGGCUGGCACACAGCAGGUGUCACCAAGUGCUUCCCUGUGCCUGCGGCCAACAUCAGUCAUCUACCUGGGAUCUCUUCACACCUGACCAAGGUGUCCACACCCUCAGCCCAGACUGCAGACGGCCACUGCCAGGCGAGGAGCAGUCUACUCCACCCAGGGCAUGGUGACUGGGCAGCCUCUGGCCAGGUGUGGGCCAAGGGUAAGGAAUGUCAGUGUUUGCUUAGGUCUCGGAAUCAAGAACAGGCUGGUCACCAAAGUCUGCAUCACCCUCGGUGCCCAGCAACCCUGUCCUGUUUCUUGCACCUGUGAGACAAAGAAAAGGCCCCUCUCCCAGGGGCGUGACAGGUGGUAAUUGGCUGGGUUGGGUGAGGAGCUUUGUCUCAGCCUCACAGUUUGCAGAAACCACUGUUCUUCUUGGAGCAGCCACUGGGAGUUGGAGUUUAUUUGGUUUCACACUUGCUGAGUCUGUAAUUUACCUGCUAGAACAGACAGAGUCCAGCUGCCUGCACUGUCAUUAAGAGCAGGUCCUGGCCCUGCCCCUGUCCAUACCCACCCCCAGUGGACCCACCCAUGAGCCCUGAGAUACACAUCGCUGGAGUUUGUGCUCUGUGCCCAAGGAGGGGUCUCGAGGAUGUCAGGUAUGGCUGUAGGGCAGAGGCUGGGGCCACGCUGCAGGACAGCAGCCCCUUCCAUCGGGACCUCCCCGUGGGAGUGCAGAGGAAGGCACCCUCCUGCAUAUGCAAAGGUGGGCCCAGGCAGUCUGGAAGGUGGUGAGUUCCCCGCCCCGAGCUGAGGGCUUCAGAGAUUGGCAGGGGUUAGACAGGAUGCAAACUUAGUGUUUGAACAGUCCCUUUUCGUCUCCAAACUUAGGUCUCCUGUCUGUGACAUGAAGCCAUAGGACUUGUGACAGUUGGCUUUCUGUUACUGUAACAAAAUACCUGAGACAAUCAAGCCUGUGCUGCAUGCCUAAGGACCUGGGUUCACUCCCCAGUACUACACACACACACACACACACACACACACACACACACACACACACAUCAACCACAUCAAACCUUGAGAUAAUCAAUGAAAAGGAGGAAAGGAUUGUUUUAGCUCACCCUCUCCGGCUUUCAGUCCAUGGUUUGUUGAGGUCUGUGGCAAGGCGGUGCAUCAUGGUGGGGAGCAAGAGGCCAAGCAAAGCUAUUCCCCUCUCGGUGGCUGAGAAACUAGAGAGAGAGAGGAGGGAUUUUGGAUCCUCCUGCCUCCUUCCAAGCACCCGCAGUGACUGGAAGACCUCCUACUAGGCCCCACCUCGAAGUCUACCAUUUCCGAAUAGUGCUAAGCUGGGGACUGCGACUUUUAAUCCGUGGCCUGUUGGGGGACGUUCCAUUCCAAACUGACAGGAUUCUGCUGCCACCAGACACAUCAUUAGGAUUUGAAGCUGGAGAGAGCAGAGGGAGAUGAAGGGACCAAGAUUACUCUUAAAGUUUGGGACCACGCAGAAUCAUAGCUGGUCAGGAGCUAAUGGCGGCAUGGAGCACCAUGUUCUUUCUUUAUAGUGGAAGGCAAACAGGAAGAGAAGGUGGGCAAAUAGCGCUCCCAUCAAGGCACGCAGCAGGAAGGGAACAGGGAAGGACACACAGUGUAACUGUCCCCCGGGGCUGUGCCACCAGGGUCUACAGACACAGCCUGUUUGACUCUGGAGAAAGGAGCAGGGUUUAGGCAAAAGGUCAUUCUUUCAACCUUCUGUCAUCCUGACCCUCUCCUGUCCCACAGCCUAACACCCCGGCAUGGGACUUGGGAACUUGUCCAACGCUCCCUCCUCCCAAUGUCAGAAAGCAGACCUGGGAGCCAUGAGACAAGGGCCAGCAUUCGAUCUCUUCAGUGCCCAGCAAAUAACCUGCCAUGCUCCGGAGGCACCAGGAAAGUGUGUGAAGUGAAUGUUUUGAACUCUGUCCUGCCUACUAGGAGGUGUGCAAAACAGGAACAUGACGAUCGGGGUGUGGCUCCUUUUUCCUCAGCACACCCCAAGUGCAGUGUCUGUGCCUUACAGCCACGCUCCUCACACAUUAGCCAUCCAGGCAGCCACCAAAUAACAUCCAGUAGACAAGGUCGAAAAGGGAAAUGGCUUUGGACGUGACCUGCGAGGUGUCAGUGUUGUUACCAAAGCUACUUGGUUCUUUGCUUGCAUCUGGCUGCCCGGGUUACACGCGAGACUGCACAUUACUUGAAACACUAAGGGUGGUCACCCCGGUGCCCCAAGAGCAGUAAGUAAACACUACGGGGAGGUGGGGUACAAAGCUGGGGCUCGGUAUGGGGCAAACCCCAUGGACAGCUUCCCUGUGAUGUCCAGCUGAGCCUGCGAAGUCCUACUUUUGGUCUUUAUGUAGUGAAGUGGGGGAUGUGCCACAAGAAAGGCGGCUGUGGACAGGACAGUCUGACUCCAGCCACCACCCUGAGCCUGCCCUGGCCCCCACCCUGCCCUUGUGCGGCCUCCCUCGAGUCAGAGGUGCCCACAGAGAACCCCGCUCUCCUUGGACUUGAGGUUUGGGCCACCUGCCUUCCUAGGAACGUCCUCUAGGAUGUGCCCAGGGCUGCUGCUCACCUCCUUACCUUGUGCUUGCUAUGCUUUUCCUCAAACUUGACUCCCUUGAGAUGAGGUGCAGACCAGCACUCCUGCCUGCCUGGGGAUGGAGGUGGACCAUGGUGUGGACACUGGAAGAGGCAGGUGUGCCCCUCAGGUGUGGUCCUGUGCUGCUAGUGACAGCAGUGCUCACCGUCUCUGCACAGGAAGCUGAGGGGACUUUCUGUCAAAAGUUUCUUUCAGGAAAGUCCUAAGCAGGCAUUUGAACCUUCCCCCUUGCCCCCAGUACUUCUGUAAAAAUAUUUUUACUUACCAAAAAAAUUUGUUUUUUCCUCACAAGAAAACAUUACAUGUGUACUAGGGAAAAUUUCAGGGGAAAAAAUUACAGCACCCCAGAAUCCCAACACUUGGGUAACCAGCGUGAACAAGCCCUCCCAGCCUUUGUUCUUGGCACACACUCGUCUGUACCUGAUAUCUGGCACAGUUAGGGUCAUACUCUAUGCCUGCU
Messenger RNA from Fukomys damarensis (Damara mole-rat), 5632 nucleotides. RefSeq names its product bone morphogenetic protein 8a (gene Bmp8a). Gene Ontology annotation, molecular function: succinyl-CoA:3-oxo-acid CoA-transferase activity; growth factor activity. Gene Ontology annotation, cellular component: mitochondrion. The record is from RefSeq and is a predicted model, not a curated record. The annotation marks the transcript as partial. NCBI's taxonomy places the organism in Eukaryota, Metazoa, Chordata, Mammalia, Rodentia, Bathyergidae. The transcript is spliced from 8 exons.